AUGGACUUAGCAACCCCCGAGGCAUUUCGAGCCGACCCUGGGCUGGUAUGGCAGUUUUAUUCGUACAGGAGACACAUGGCAUUGAAAGCCCAGCCAAAUCGAGCACAUCUGGCACUGGCAGAACUCGCCAAGCGGAAAGAAGGGUUUAUGACACUGAGUCAGAACGUGGAUGGUCUGUCGCAGAGAGCUGGACAUCCGCGCGAGAAGCUACAGCUUCUGCACGGGUCCCUGUUCGACGUAAAGUGUACGAACUUCUGGUGCGAUUUUGCGGAAGAGAACAACUUCGCCGAUCCCAUCGUGCCGGCGCUGGAGAUUCCAGUAGAUGAGCCAGAUCCUACGAGUAGCGAGGCAAGACAAGCUGUUUCAGACGCGUUGAGGGCGAAGAAGAAGGAACUGGAUAUAUCGGAUGCAAGAGUGCAGCUUCCGGAGCUGCGCUACCAGGAUCUACCUCAAUGUCCGAAAUGUAAAGAAGGCCUAUUGAGACCCGGCGUCGUGUGGUUUGGGGAGAUGCUGCCCGAGAAGACCAUCUCUACGAUUGAUGACUGGCUAACAGCCUCGAAGAAGAUUGAUCUAAUCAUGGUAAUUGGCACGAGCGCAAGAGUAUACCCAGCUGCUGCGUAUGUUGACAGAGCUAGAGCCAAGGGAGCGAGAGUUGCAGUGAUAAACACGGAGAGGACAGAUGCCCCAUCAAGCGGGCUAAGGAAGGAUGACUGGUUCUUCCAAGGCGAUGCGGGACAGGUUGUUCCCGAGAUCCUGAAGUCGGUCGUUGGAGAGAUUAGUGCGCCUACUGAAAAGCUCUAG
This is a messenger RNA of Coniosporium apollinis CBS 100218, 801 nucleotides long. Its product is annotated as SIR2 family histone deacetylase. The record is from RefSeq and is a predicted model, not a curated record. Gene Ontology annotation, molecular function: NAD+ binding. NCBI's taxonomy places the organism in Eukaryota, Fungi, Ascomycota, Dothideomycetes. Bases 1 to 801 code for a protein of 266 amino acids. The transcript has 2 exons.